UACAAAUAAUUAUGCUUAUAUAAGGAGCACAAUGGCCCAUUUUUUACCAUCCAAUUCAAACCUCUAAUUUUCCAUUCAUCAUUACAAUUAACAAUUAUAUAUCUUCCAAAAUCAUGUCUACUACAAAAGUUGUCUUAAUCUUUGUCAUUCUAACCGGUGCCAUUUUUUUCGCCUUGGCUUCUGAUCCUGAGCCACUGCAAGACCUUUGUGUUGCUCUUCCCAAUUCAGGUGUGAGGGUGAAUGGAUUUGCAUGCAAGGCAGAGUCAAAUGUAACAGAAUCUGAUUUCUUCUUUAGUGGCAUAGGGAAGCCUGGUGUGAUCAACAACACAGUGGGGUCUCUAGUUACCACAGCUAAUGUAGACAAGAUUCCAGGCCUCAACACAUUGGGUGUGUCUCUUGCAAGAAUAGACUACAAGCCUGGCGGUAUUAACCCGCCGCACACGCACCCACGCGCCACCGAGGUUGUGUUUGUUUUGGAAGGUGAGUUAGAUGUGGCUUUCAUCACCACAUCAAACAAACUCAUCUCAAAGAAAAUAAAGAAAGGUGAAGUGUUUGUGUUCCCAAUUGGGCUGGUUCACUACCAGAAGAACAAUGGGGACACGCUUGCGUCCGUGAUCGCCGCAUUUAACAGCCAACUACCUGGCGCAUUGUCUGUUGCUUCCGCCCUCUUCUCGUCAAAACCAGCUGUGCCUGAUGAAGUUCUUGCAAACACUUUUCAGAUGGAUGCCACGGUGGCUGAAACAAUUAAGACUAAGUUUGCUCCUAAGAAGGGUUAAAAAUUCAAAAUAAUUUGAGUAUAGCCGAAUGAUAUAUUACAUAUUAAUACUAUAAGAGAAAGAAGAUUAUUUUGGAUUUUUUAACUUCUUCUCACGGUUAUGAACUUAUGAUCAAUGUUAUUGCUUAUGAUGAUGUUGAA
Molecule: messenger RNA, 916 nt
Organism: Arachis stenosperma
Lineage: Eukaryota; Viridiplantae; Streptophyta; Magnoliopsida; Fabales; Fabaceae
Product: germin-like protein subfamily 2 member 4
Exons: 2
Coding region: 114-776 (220 amino acids)
Biological process (GO): plasmodesmata-mediated intercellular transport; regulation of root development
Cellular component (GO): cell wall; plasmodesma
Molecular function (GO): manganese ion binding
Source: RefSeq, a predicted model, not a curated record